Molecule: messenger RNA, 794 nt
Organism: Hydractinia symbiolongicarpus
Lineage: Eukaryota; Metazoa; Cnidaria; Hydrozoa; Anthoathecata; Hydractiniidae
Exons: 2
Coding region: 162-569 (135 amino acids)
Source: RefSeq, a predicted model, not a curated record
AAUCGUAUACCGUUUUUUUGAAGCAUUACGGUAACCGUAUAAUACGCUCAAAAUGGUAGGCCAAAUAACGAGAAGAACAAAACGUAACGGAAAGAAGGUGCAAUUGUACGGAAAAAACAACUUGAAACAAAACUGUGCGUGAACAAGUCAAUAUAUCCAUCAUGGUUCACUUGCACAGAGAGGAUGCUAUUCUCCCGUUAAAAGUCAUAGCAACCAUUUGUUUGGGAAGGUAUUCUGGUCUGGUGAGUUACAGUUUAUCACAAGAUAAGCAUCCAGCUUAUGCCAAACCUCAAGAUAGACCACCUAUGCUACCGAUACCAGCGUUCAUUGGUGGUGUGUGUUCAAUGACAACAUUCUUUAUCGCAAAAAGUAAACACAGACACAGACAUAUUUUGUGGUUAUUAGUUGGAGGUGUUCCCAUAUGCAUGUCGCUGUCUCAACCUUUCACUAAUUAUGUUUUUCGUAAUUGUUCGCAAUCUGAAUGGUAUACAUUUAAAACUCUUCGUUCAUUGAUGGCAUUAGCAGUUUUUUCAUUUUGUACUAUUACUUUAGCCCUUGAAGACCACUAGUGUAAUCACACACUGACUUAAUAUUUGAUUAGGUGUAUGUAUAUUUUUUGUUAAAAUGUUCUUGUUCGCGACUUUAGUUAGUUUGAACCGUUAAAAUAGCAUGUUAAAAAAGAAACUCACGAAUCUGGAGAAAACCCUAGCUAUAUUUGGCUAUUUAUAGCGAAGGAAAACUUUUGUAUGUUCAUUUUGUAUUAAUUUUUUUCAUUGAAUAUAUUACUUUUUAUA